Messenger RNA from Phragmites australis (common reed), 2143 nucleotides. Its product is annotated as equilibrative nucleotide transporter 3-like. The coding region runs from base 307 to 1563 and encodes 418 amino acids. The record is from RefSeq and is a predicted model, not a curated record. The transcript is spliced from 9 exons. Lineage: Eukaryota; Viridiplantae; Streptophyta; Magnoliopsida; Poales; Poaceae. Gene Ontology annotation, cellular component: plasma membrane. Gene Ontology annotation, molecular function: nucleoside transmembrane transporter activity. Gene Ontology annotation, biological process: nucleoside transmembrane transport.
ACGUUGGCGCAAUCGUGGCAAUCGUCUCCAGAGAUUCUGCUGAGGAGGGGUCAAAGAAAGUUCAGAGAUUCCCGAUGCAUUCAUGUAAACCUCAACUGCUGUAAAUAUAGAUAGAUAGAUACCGCGCGCUCAACUCAACUGCAUUGUCCUCUGGGUGGUUGCCCUUCCCCGGCUUUUCCGGCCUCCUCGCCCGCGUGCUCGUCUUCAGUUCUUGGCCGCCGCCGCCGCGGCGGCCUCUGAGAUCGGCUGCUCUGCCUCCGGUCGUGUGCCUGGUGUACCAAUCUUUUUCAAUUGAACAUAAUUACCAUGAGCAACGAGAUAGCAGGUGCACAGACACCUCAAGUUCAGGGGAAGUUUCUUGGUAUCGUUGUCUGCUUUAUAUUGGGAAAUGGAAGCCUUUUCGCGUGGAACAGUAUGCUCACUAUCGAAGAUUACUAUGUCGCUCUCUUCCCGGAUUACCACCCGACAAGAGUCCUCACACUAGUAUACCAGCCUUUUGCCUUUGCAAUAACCUGUAUCAUGGCAUACUAUGAGGCAAAGAUGAACACAAGGCGGAGAAAUCUAGCAGGAUUUUCCCUUUUCUUCAUUGGUUCUUUCGCAUUGAUAAUUCUGGAUAUUGCUACUAAAGGACGGGGUGGGCUUGGAGUCUUCGUUGGUGUAUGCAUAAUCAGCGCCAUAUUUGGGACGGCUGAUGCGAAUUGUCAAGGUGCAUUGGUUGGCGACCUUUCCUUAAUGUGCCCGGAGUUCAUUCAGUCAUUCCUUUCGGGCUUGGCUGCAUCAGGAGCUCUAACAUCAGCUCUGAGGUUAAUUACCAAGGCAGCUUUCGAGAACUCGAAAGAUGGUCUUCGCAUUGGAGCUAUACUAUUCUUUUCAGUAACAUGCCUGUUCGAGCUGUUGUGCCUCCUCCUAUACAAGUUCGUCUUCCCCAAACUACCCAUCGUGAAGUACUACCGCUCGAAGGCGGCCGCUGAAGGGAGCAAGACUGUUGCCAGCGACCUUGCAGCUGCAGGACUCGGCACUGAACAGCACGGACAAGCCGAGGAGGAUCCACAGAUAUGCAAGCGUUUGAGCACCAAGGAGCUGCUGGUGGAGAACGUCGACUACGCGUUCGAUAUCUACCUGAUCUACGUCUUGACCCUGUCGAUCUUCCCUGGAUUUUUGUCUGAAGACACCGGAUCACACAGCCUGGGAACAUGGUACGCGCUUGUGCUGAUCGCGAUGUACAACGUGUGGGACCUGAUCGGGAGGUACCUGCCGCUGAUCCCGUGUAUCACGCUGACCUCCCGGAAGGGCAUGACGUGCGCGAUCCUGGCGCGGUUUCUGUUCAUCCCGGCGUUCUACUUCACGGCCAAGUACGGCGACCAGGGGUAUAUGAUCUUGCUCACCUCGUUGCUGGGCCUGAGCAACGGCUACCUCACCGUGUGCGUCCUCGUGGAGGCGCCCAGGGGGUACAAGGGCCCCGAGCAGAACGCGCUGGGGAACGUGCUCGUCGUCUGCCUCCUCGGCGGCAUCUUCUCCGGCGUCGUGCUCGACUGGCUCUGGUUGAUCGGCAAGGGCUGGUGAUUCGGUCUCAAGCGUAAAUGUGCCCUGCGUGGAGUUGUUAGACUUUAGCUCUCCCUAUCUUGUUUCCAGGGUUAGGGUUGUGAAUGAUGACUUUGUUAGGUAGCUAUUGCAUGAGCUAAGGAUGCGUCUUUUCUCGCUCUAAUACCGGUAGUACUGGAGCCAUUAUUCGUGAUACCAAUGGUGCCAUGCUGCGAGCUGAAGCAAGAUGGUAUGAUAAUUUGAGUAAUGUCCUUACAGUGGGGGCUCUGACAGCAAGAGAUGUUUUACUUCUAGUCACAAGCAUGGGUAUCACGCAUGCAACUUUGGAGUUUGACAAUAUUUUCUUGAUUGGGCUUUUGAACUCUUAAGGAUGGGGCUCGGUCUUCGGUGUCUUGUAUUUGGCAACAAAUUUAGAGUUAGGUAGGAACUUUGAUUCGAUUUCUUUUUAUUAUGUAAACCAGACAGUCAAUGGUGUAGCUCAAAAUUGUGCUAAACAAGCUAAUCUAGUGAAUAAGCUUUGCAGUUGCUCGAGUAACGUUCCGAAUUGUCUUGUGGAAGUACUCGCUAAUGAUUGUAAUCCUGUCAUCGAGUAAUAGAGCUC